CAUUGCACAGUCACACUCUCUCAUUCUCUGCACCAAAAGCCACAAAUCAUAGAACCACUUUGACCAGCAAAGAAGAGGACAAGAGAGAGAGAGCAAAAUACGAAUACUUGAGGAAAAAACAUUUUACAAAACAGAGGCGUUUUUCUUGACUAGCAUCUUUUUUAGCCUUAAAACAUCUACAUGACAGUAGACAUAUUCACCGGUCUCUUUUAGUACCUGUUUGUGGGAUUAAAAUGAUUUAAACUACCAAAAACAGCCUCAUCUGUUGGAGAGAGGGUGGGACGAAGAACCAGACCGGGCUCUUGUCUGCAAAGGGAUACAGAGCAAUCCAGCUGGAGGGAGAGAGAAAAACGAAGAGAGAGUGUUCAAGAGGUAGACAGACGCAUCUUUUUUGGGGGGAAUCGUCACUGGUCUCAGAGGACGAGAUGGCACACAACUCACUCCAGCAGGAAAAUUAGGAGGGCCCAACAGCCCACCCACCACUGCCAAAUCUACCUGCCCCCCAUUCCACCCUCCACCCCAAACACCACCUGGUCAGGUCUUUUGAUGGGGGUUUCACAUCCCUCCCCUGACCUUUUUAGAGCCGCCAUCCUCUUUGGCUUCUUAGGGUGGAGUGAAUGAGUCAGGGUUUGGGGGUUGUCCGGGCAAUGGAGACAGAGGCAUCUGGCAUGGGGUCGUUCCUUUCGGAUGCCAGAACGUAACUGGGGCGGGCUGAGACGGAUGAACAGGGGCAAGGGGCCGACACUGAACUGCAAAAUGAUGGAGGUGAAAUAAAGGACACAAUGCAGGAAUCGGAAGGCACACAAAUGCAGCAGCUCCGUAGAGAGAAGAAUGCAGAGGGAUGGAGGAGACACUGCACGUAAGAGGAGAGCAGUGAACGCUGGGAUUCUACAGUACAGCAUGGCGACUGCUAGAAGGAACAUGUUUCAUUCUCACCAACACCUCCAGAAACAGCCGCGGCCCUAUUCCUUAAUGCUGUGAAAAUGGGAAAGCACCCUUUACCAAGGGUUCAGUGUUUAUCCUGAGCUCCAUUCCAGCUGCACCUUCGCCAUCCUUUCAUAUGGAAAUGAAACCAAAUGCAUUUCAGAUUUUGUCACUCCUGAGUUUCCCUUGGACUGGACGAGGAACAGACAUAGGUGUCUAAUCCUCCAAGUCACUCCAGCUGAAGCCAACACCUUUGAUGUUUGUGGAGAGGGGUGGGAGGUGUCAAACGGAUUUCUGCUCUGUUCUCCAGGCCUGGGGCAGGGACUGAGCGUGCUUCCUAUCCUGGACUCUGGCUGACAUGUAGAAAGGAUUCCAACCUUUGUCUGGCACAGACACUGAAGGUCUGUGGGUAACCCCGUUCUACCAUGCCACACGCCUCAUUCCAACACCCUUCCCAAAAUUUGUAUCCAUUCCUAAGACAACUGCAGCCCCCUUCCAGAAAAACACAGAACUCCUCCCUGCCUCAGGAGCCUGUUCCAGAAUGUUCCAGCCCAGCCACGUCUCUUCUGCAAGUUUCCUCUAAUCCCCGACUCCACUGCUGUGUCUGUCCAAUCCCCGUUAGGCCCUCAGCCUCCAUUCCCUGGCUGACCCUGGUGACUUGUGCUUGCCUGUUGCCUGCCCUCCUGCCCGGUGUCCCCAGUGCGUAUGCGGGUGAGACAUGGGGUGUGGUGUCAUCCUGCCCCUUCCACUGUGUUUGCCGCAACCUGUCUGAGUCCCUCAGCACCCUCUGUGCCGACAAGGGGCUCCUCUUCGUGCCGCCCAACAUCGACCGCCGCACCGUGGAGCUGCGGCUCGCUGACAAUUUCAUCCGUGAGGUGGGUGGUGACGACUUUGCCAACAUGACGGGCUUGGUGGACCUGACGCUCUCCCGCAACACUAUCCAUGCCAUCCGGCCGCUGGCCUUCUCUGAUCUGGAGAGCCUCCGCUCACUCCACUUGGACUCCAACCGGCUCACAACGGUGGGGCAGCAUGACCUGGCUGGCCUACUCAACCUGCAGCACCUCAUCCUCAACAACAACCAACUGACCCACGUGUCGGCCGAGGCCUUUGACGACUUCCUGCUCACCCUGGAGGACCUGGACCUCUCCUACAAUAACCUGAGGCGCGUGCCAUGGGAAUCCAUCCAGAGCAUGGCCAGCCUGCACACGCUCAACCUGGACCACAACCUCAUCGACCACAUCAUGGAGGGCACCUUCGGCGAGCUCUACAAGCUGGCCCGCCUGGACAUGACUUCCAACCGGCUGCAAACACUGCCACCCGACCCCCUGUUCGCACGCUCACAGACAGGUAUGGUCAGCCCCACACCUUAUAACGCCGUGGUCAGCCUCAACUUCGGUGGGAACCCGCUACACUGCAACUGCGAGCUGCUGUGGCUCCGGCGGCUGGUCCGCAGCGACGACAUGGAGACCUGCGCCACGCCUGCACACCUGGCCGGCCGCUACUUCUGGUCCAUCCCCGAGGAGGAGUUCACUUGUGAGCCACCACUCAUCACCCGCCACACCCAGAAGCUAUGGGUGCUGGAGGGCCAGCGGGCCACCCUCAAGUGCCGGGCCAUCGGUGACCCCGAGCCCGUUAUCCACUGGGUGUCCCCGGAUGACCGCAUCGUGGCCAACUCCAGCCGCGCGGCCUCAUACCGCAACGGGACACUGGACCUGCUGGUGACACGUGCCCGUGAUGAUGGCGCCUACACCUGCAUUGCAAUCAAUGCCGCCGGUGAGUCCACUGCCCUGGUGGACCUCAAGGUCAUCCCACUGCCACACCGCGGGAAUGGGACCGUGCCCCUUGUCCAUGGUCGGGACCCAGGCUCCUCCGACAUCACCACAGGGAAGACGGGGGGCAGCAGCGGGAACACGGGUGGAGCCGGGGGCGGGCCAGGUGGAGGUGGAGGUGGAGGGGGCGGGGACAGCGGGGGAACAGGCAGGGCCCCGGCUCAGGCUGACGGGAACCCCCCUGCAGAGGAGGAAGACACUGGGGAGGAUGGGCGGGAUGGCAGCGAGCAGAGGGUAGGGGUCCAGGGUGUGACUUCCACAUCAGCGCAGGUGCGCUGGGACCUGGGCCGCACCUCGGGGCCGUACCUGGUGUGGAUGUACCAGAUUCAGUACAACUGUACUGCUGAUGAGACGCUAGUCUACAGAAUCCUGCCAUCCACGAGUGAUAGCUUCCUGCUGAAGAAUCUGGUCUCAGGGGCAGACUACAACCUGUGCGUCCUGGCCAUCUUUGAUGACACCGUCACCUCGCUGGCCGCCACCAAGUUGCUGGGCUGUGCCCAGUUCAGCACAAAGGACGACUACCCAGAAUGCCGCUCGCUGCAGGCGCAUUUCCUGGGCGGCACCCUGACCGUUAUGGUUGGUGGAGUGGUGGUGGUGACACUGCUGGUGUUCACCGUGACAAUGAUGGUGCGACACCGAGUCUGCAGCAGCACUGGUGAUGACCUCAAUGACAGCGAUGAGGAGGGGCUCCCUUGCUCCUCCUCCUUGCCGCUCCCAGCGAAAGGGACCAAUGUGUACUCCCAGACCAAUGGGAGUGGGGGCAUGAUGAUGGUGGUUCUGCCCAAUGGGAUUCUGCCUCAGCAGAGAGGAGGGGGAGGGGCCGGGAGAGGGGGUGGGGGCACAGGGGGGCAGCUCCAGCCCAAGCCCAAAACCCUCCCCAAGCCCAAAGUGAACCUGGAACUAUAUAGAUCCAUGGGGGGGACCGGCACUGGGCUAGUAGUUUCAGAGAAACAGCUCCCCCCUUUCACCCCCCAGACUGAGAGAGUGGCACUGUACUAUCCCCCAGCAGCCACGCCCUCCACAAUGCCCCGCCCAGCACGCAUAAUAGGGCAGGUCAAACUCCGCCCCCUCCGGGACAGAGAUGCGGACCCAAGGGCAGGGUCCUCCCUUGCCCCAUCACGCGGGUAUGAGGAGGAGGUCACAGAGUGGCGGUCCAGUGUGGGUGAGGGUGUGGUGGUCAAGAGGGCAGGCCUGGACCGCUGGAACUCCUCCCAUGCCUAUCAGAGCCCACCCCCCCAUUGCCACGCCCACAGCCCUGCCCCCCUUCGCACCAAGCGCAGCUCCUCCUUUGACAUGGGUGAGAUCGCCACGACAACCUGCUAUAGCUAUGCCAAGCGGCUAAGUGUGAUCUGGACGAGACGGAGCCAGUCGCUGCACGGCAUGCUGGUCCACUGUGCCUCGGCCACCAGCGCCUCCACUGCCAGCAGCGAGGACUGCCACCCGCGCUCUGCCCGCGGAUACGCUGGCUGCCACCCUGCCCCACCCACCAACCCAGACCAGCUGGAGGAGAGUGUGGUGUAGGGGAACACCACACUGCAGGACGAGGGGGGGGAGAAAGUGGGGAGAUAUGGAUAGAGCGGGGGAUGAGCUCUGGACAAGGCUUGUACGGGCUCCUUCGCUGAUUUACCCAGCAGUUGCUAAAGGGGUAAAAACGGAGUAAAAAUAAGAUGAUCACUGGUGCGGGCCAGAGACCAGUAACACCAGUGCAUAGUGUCCACACAGACUGAGUGUGUAAGAUGAGAAAGAGGAGGAGAGGAAGGGAAUGACCCGACCCAAGGAGAGAGAAAGGGAAAGGGAUGAGAGAUGACAAGUGUACUAUCAUUCAGGAGACCUGCACAGAGAAAUGGGAGAUUCACGGGGAAUAGCACCAAUUAAGGGAAAACAAAUGAACUUUGGCAAACAGGACACAGAAGAGGCAGCAUUUGUAGGAUAAGUGUGUGGAGUUACUGGACCUGCUGAGUCAUCCUGCAUCAGUUAAAUGUUUAUCAGGUGAGCCUCAGUCAGCUGGCUAUAGUACCAUACAACCAUGUGCAGUGCUUGCUAUUGAAAAGUAGGCAGUGAAACAAAACAUGAGGCCAAACAUUUAAAAAGAUAGGAGAGGUACAGUGGGGGGAGUGAGGGUGAGAAAGCUAUAGUAGGCUGGAGUGAGACUGUGAGUGAGAGCUACAGUGGGGGACUGAGAGAGGUACAGUAUGAGGAGUAGGAGUAGGACAGCUGCAGCAGGGGAGAAAGAGAGAACAAGACUGAAAACUCACAGCACUGGGAAAGGCUUCACUUCAUCUGUCCAGUGUAGUGUAUGUGAUGCCUGUAUAAGUGCCACAUAAGACUGCAACCCAUCCACAGUCAUUCAAUUCACAGAUGCUUAUUACAACUCACAUAAACAAGCAAAAAGCUAAAUUCCUUCUGUGGAAAUUGUAAUAAGCAACUGUGAAUGUUAAUGAAUGGGAGUGAACGCAGUUGUGCAGUUUUAAUGUACUGCUUAUGAAAGCAUCAAUUAUAAUUAAGCUUGGCAAGAUUGGAUUUUGGAAGUAAUAUUUGCAUUGAAUUUUCACAUUGCAACCCUGAUUGUCCUUGAGUUAACAUGGUAUAACACAACCAGGUGCCUUUAAAUGAUAAUAAUGUGAAAAAGAGUCCACAGAGCCAAGCUGUGAACUCCAGUGUUUAAACUAGAAAAGAAAGGGGGCUUAAUUAAAAACAGCAGGAUGUCCAUGAAUUCAUUCUUCUAAAAGUGUAAAUUACCAUUGCUCACAGAAGAACUGAAAUGUCAAAAUACAAAAUGCUGAAUUCAUAUGAACACGUUUCCAGCAAGUCCAGCAAGAUAAUUCACAUUUUAGAACAUUACUCUUCAACCAAACAGAGCCCCCAUACAUAGCAAUAUCACUUCUAUUUUUAGAAUGUACAUUAAUAAAAGAACAGUUCUACCGAUGCUUGCAAUAUUUGUCAGCUGCGUGCAUGGAAGCUUAUGUAACGCUGCAAGGGAGAAAAACGAAUGGAAAUCUUCGGAUUGAGACUUUAAAAAAUACGUUCCUCAUCUCCCUCCUCACACAUUAUUUCGUCACCAUUUGACACCAAUGCAACCAUCCUGCACCGACAGAAAGGGUUAAACCGAAGGAAGACCAGAUAAUUCUUCAGCACGAUGUUGUGAAUUUGUUAGCACCACGAGAAUUCAACAAAUCAUCCGACCGAGGUCGGGAAAUAUUUGUGGUGGUGAGGUCUUUGCCGAUCGUUACAGCACAACAGAACGAUGCGUGUCUGGCCUUUGAAUUUCUCUGUUUUUCAAUGACUUACUCUGCCGCAGCCCGAGUUCUGUGAAAACGUUUGCCGACGUUUACCAAGGUGAAUCGAACCCUGCUGAGGUUAACUGUACUACAGGAGACACUCGAAGUAAAGUGUUAAAGAUUUUUCUUUAACCACCAAAAAAAAAAAAAAACAAAAAAAAAAGGAAAAAAAA
Molecule: messenger RNA, 6204 nt
Organism: Megalops cyprinoides (Indo-Pacific tarpon)
Lineage: Eukaryota; Metazoa; Chordata; Actinopteri; Elopiformes; Megalopidae
Product: leucine-rich repeat and fibronectin type-III domain-containing protein 4-like
Exons: 4
Coding region: 1350-4274 (974 amino acids)
Molecular function (GO): protein binding
Source: RefSeq, a predicted model, not a curated record